Aspergillus ochraceoroseus IBT 24754 is the source of this 2408-nucleotide messenger RNA. Its product is annotated as putative ubiquitin ligase complex F-box protein GRR1. NCBI's taxonomy places the organism in Eukaryota, Fungi, Ascomycota, Eurotiomycetes, Eurotiales, Aspergillaceae. Gene Ontology annotation, biological process: SCF-dependent proteasomal ubiquitin-dependent protein catabolic process. Gene Ontology annotation, cellular component: SCF ubiquitin ligase complex. The transcript is spliced from 3 exons. Gene Ontology annotation, molecular function: protein binding. Bases 161 to 1912 code for a protein of 583 amino acids. The record is from RefSeq and is a predicted model, not a curated record.
UUUUUUUUUUUUUUUUUUUUUUUUUUUUUUUUUCUCUCCCCAACACACAAAUCGCUUUUCCAUGUCGACAAGCUUUUCAUCUUCGUCGGCGAUCUCGAGAUAAGUGGACGACUAGGACACCAUCAAACCAUAUCCGUGUUGAGCUUUGACCGUUAUUCUCAUGCCUCGCGCUCGGCAGCACGCUCGGUUUUCGAGCGAAGCCCCGUCCGAGUCGUCGAGUUCCUCAUCGCCAGACCGUGCCGCCGAUGACGACACAGAUUUCUUCACCCAGGUGAAUGACUCGCAGUCGUCAGUUGGCAUCGGGAACUCUCGUGAUUCACAGCCCCACAGCGAGCAAGUAGUCCUGCCGCCGAUCGCGCACCUUCCGCCGGAGAUAUUGAUCUCCAUUUUUGCGAAGCUGAACUCACCGUCCGAUUUGUUGAAUUGUUUGUUAGUUUGCCGGGGAUGGGCUGCGAACUCGGUGGGGAUUCUCUGGCAUAGACCGUCUUGCAACAACUGGGGCAAUCUGGGGAAGAUCACAGCUGCCGUAGGCAAGGUGGACGGUUUCUUCGCAUACUCGGGGCUAAUCAAGAGACUGAAUCUGUCCGCUCUGACUGAGGACGUCAGCGAUGGCACUGUUGUUCCGUUUUCCCAGUGCAAACGGAUCGAGCGCCUGACUUUGACCAACUGCUCUAAGCUUACUGAUAAUGGAGUUUCCGAUCUGGUGGAUGGUAGUCGACACCUGCAGGCCCUGGAUGUCUCGGAACUGCGGUAUCUUACGGAUCAUACUCUCUUCAAAGUGGCGGCAAAUUGCCCCCGGCUGCAGGGCCUGAACAUUACGGGAUGCACCAAGGUGACGGACGAUUCGCUGGUUGUUGUAUCACAGAAAUGCCGACAGCUCAAAAGACUGAAACUGAACGGCGUUGUACAAGUGACCGAUAAAGCUAUCAUGUCAUUUGCUCAAAACUGCCCAGCGAUUCUUGAGAUCGAUCUCCACGAAUGCAAACUUGUCACCAACCUAUCCGUUACCUUCCUCAUGUCUACUCUUCACAAUUUACGCGAACUGCGACUCGCCCACUGCACCGAAAUCGAUGAUACAGCAUUCUUGGAGCUUCCUAGAAAUAUUUCGAUGGACAGCCUUCGCAUUCUUGACCUCACAGCGUGUGAGAAUGUUCGAGAUGAUGCUGUGGAACGAAUCGUCAGCGCAGCCCCCCGCCUAAGAAACCUCGUGCUUGCCAAAUGUCGGUUCAUCACCGAUCGUGCUGUCUGGGCUAUUUGCAAGCUUGGCAAAAAUCUCCACUACGUCCACCUCGGCCACUGCUCCAAUAUAACGGACAGCGCGGUCAUACAAUUGGUCAAGUCUUGUAACCGGAUUCGAUAUAUCGAUCUUGCAUGCUGCAACCGCCUAACAGACCGGAGUGUGCAGCAACUGGCGACGUUGCCCAAGCUAAGGAGAAUCGGGCUGGUCAAAUGCCAGUUGAUUACAGAUGAAAGCAUAAUGGCAUUAGCACGACCGAAAACAUCAUCUCAUUCCAUGGGAGUCAGUAGCUUAGAGCGAGUACAUCUGAGUUACUGCAUUCAUCUUACAAUGCCGGGAAUCCAUGCUUUACUCAACAAUUGCCCUCGAUUAACCCAUCUCAGUCUGACUGGAGUCUCAUCGUUUUUGCGGCAGGAAUUAACUGUCUUCUGCCGGGAGGCCCCGGCUGAGUUUACGCACCAACAGCGUGAGGUAUUUUGCGUUUUCAGUGGGGAAGGAGUCAACCGCCUUCGCAAUUUCUUGAACCAAGAAACUGUUCCCCAGCGAGACAUGAAUGAAGCUACCAUGUACGACGAUGAUGAAGAACUGGACGAAGAUGAGGGCCAGGUCACCGGCCUCAUGAACGCCACAGGAAUUAAUGACGACGACUACAUUGACAUCACACCUCACGGCUGAUACCCCUUGUCUUUCAAUUGAGCGAGUCCGUUUGAUCAAGUUUCUUCUCUCUAUCUCUGUCUUCAACAGCACUAUCCUAUGGCUUUUGAGUUACUUCUCUACACUUUAUUUUCCACUCUUGUCCGUUAAGAUAUUUCCUCCUCAUGGGUUUCUUUCUCUCCUUUGUCAAUAUUCUUAUUGGCCAAGGAGCAAGCAUUACCCGUCUCCCAUUUUUAUUUUUUUAUUUUUUUAUUUUUAUUUUUAUUAAACAGGGCUGUCACGGUUUAGGGGCUUUAUCUGGGAUAUGCAUUGGUAGCGGUUAUAUGCAGGUUACCGUUUUCAAGUUGAUGGUUGGGGAUUGGGUGGGCACAUACAGAAACUCUCUACUGCCAAAGUCUGUCAUGGUAGAAAAUAGAUAUCAAUUGAUAUCGGUACUAGGAAAAGGAGGAAGCCAAAUGACCGCUGCUCAUGCUGUUGGUUCUCCUGGUUGGGGUGGGAUGUAUAGAUCUAUAUAAGC